This is a messenger RNA of Zingiber officinale, 1564 nucleotides long. RefSeq names its product cyclin-D6-1-like. Gene Ontology annotation, biological process: regulation of cyclin-dependent protein serine/threonine kinase activity; mitotic cell cycle phase transition. The transcript has 6 exons. NCBI's taxonomy places the organism in Eukaryota, Viridiplantae, Streptophyta, Magnoliopsida, Zingiberales, Zingiberaceae. Gene Ontology annotation, cellular component: nucleus; cytoplasm; cyclin-dependent protein kinase holoenzyme complex. The coding region runs from base 752 to 1564 and encodes 270 amino acids. Gene Ontology annotation, molecular function: cyclin-dependent protein serine/threonine kinase regulator activity. The record is from RefSeq and is a predicted model, not a curated record.
UGUUUUGCUGUGAAGGAUCUGGCGUCGAGCGACCAUUAAAGGACUAAACAGCUUUUUCUCCUGCACUCGCUCGAAAGGACCAUGCAGAGUAGCUGUCAACUGCUACUUGUGGCAGCGUAAGAAAUGAGGAGAUUUCCUUUUGCAUUCAUGAGCCACAUGGAGAAGCGGGGAUGAGGAGCAUGCACACUACAGCCUGACAAGUGAAACAGAGCAGAGGCUGGCUUCAAUGAGGAAACAAGGCGAUGAGGUCUCUGGCCUUGUUUUUAUGCCAAGUUUUGGCAAUGGAGGAAGAGAUUAAAAUAAAAAAUUCAUCAAAUUUCUGUGAUCCCCAAAGUCGAGGCCUCAAUAAGAAACAAACUGGGAUGAUGAUUUAGAUUUGCAGUCAUCUAGACCUUGUAUUGUAUCUUCUCCAUUGUUUACCGGAUUGCAUCAGACUUGAACGUAUAAUUGUAUAUUUAAUUAGGAUCGCUCAGCAACCAGUUUUAAGGACAGCGACACCUGUACCCUUCUCCGACACAUAUCACUAGUGAUCCUCUGCCACUCUUUCUCUAUGCGCCUUUAAUUGUCCAGAAACUUUUUAGGAAAAUAUAUCAGUCGCCAUUACAUUCGCAUCAAGCAGAGAAGGAAUUAUUCAUGAUUGAAGAAGGCGAACGAGUUUUGCCUAUAAAGCUCUGCUCCCCUUCUGUUCUCAUCCAAAAAAAUCCAACUUUUACCUUCAAUUGCUAUUGCUAUUGCUAUUGCUUGAGAAAGAAUGGAGUCUGAUAUCGAUAACCAGCUCAUGAACUCAGAAGAGCUGCAGUGCUCGUCCUCUAUAUCGAACCUCUUAGUUGCCGAGGCCGACCACAUAACAUCUGUCAUGAUCGGAGCUAUCGAUCUUUGCGCCCGGCGAGAGGCUGUUACACUAGUACUAAAGGUGCAGUCUCAUUGCGAUCUGAAACCCUCCGUCGCUUGCCUUGCAGUAAGCUACAUAGAUCGGUACCUCUCCAAGCGCACAAUCCCGAGAGACAAGCCGUGGAUCGUUCGUCUCCUCGCUAUUUCCUGCCUCUUCCUAGCGUCGAAGAUGCAGAUGACUAUCAUCGCCAUCGAAGAUCUUCAGAGAAAUGAAGAAUUUGUGUUUGAUUUACGCACCAUCCAAAGAAUGGAGCUUCUGGUGCUCGGAGCGCUCUAUUGGAGGAUGCAAUCGAUCACCCCAUUCUCCUUCCUUCCACUGUUCCUCUCUUUCUUCUCGCAGCUCCAACCCUCUCUCCUCCAGGCUCUCCAAAGCCAUGCCACAGAUAUCCUUCUCAAAGCCCUAAACGAUAUUAAAAUACUGGAGUUCAAACCAUCGGUGGUGGCUGCGUCAGCGCUGGCCUCUGCUGCUUUCCAGUUCUUCCCCGUUCAAUCCCUGUCAUUCCAAGCAGCUCUUGCCUCCAGCAAUUUUGUGGAUAAAGAAAACCUGAGGGACUGUAGCAACGCCAUGGCAGUUACCGCGACGUUGACAUCGAGCCCGGAGAUGCCCAUGACAGCACAACCGUCUCAGCAACGACAGCCUAUCGAGCACCCUGAGUAUGCGACCCAAGAAUAA